Morus notabilis is the source of this 792-nucleotide messenger RNA. RefSeq lists its product as uncharacterized. The coding region runs from base 182 to 556 and encodes 124 amino acids. NCBI's taxonomy places the organism in Eukaryota, Viridiplantae, Streptophyta, Magnoliopsida, Rosales, Moraceae. The record is from RefSeq and is a predicted model, not a curated record. The transcript is spliced from 2 exons.
GAGAACCCAACUAGAGUAUCAAAUUUUGCCAGGAUUAAUUGAACAGGAAAAAGCAAGCAGUUUCAACCAAAUAAACCUUCAACAAAAGCGCAAGCAGCCGUAGCACUGACAAGUGGCAGGAUGACAGAAGCAAUACAAAACGAGUUGUUGAGACUUGAAGCCGAAAGUUCCGCAAGCUGAGAUGGAAGUAAUUUGGUUUGAGUUGCUUGAAAGAGGAGACAUAAAGAGGCUUUGGGAUGAGAAGAUGAAUGAAGAGAAAAUCCAUGGUCUUGAGGUGCAGAAAGUGUAUCUUGAUGCAGUUAGUGAUUUGGAGCAGGAGAAGGUCGUUCAAGAAAAACAUUAUGCGAAGAAUUUAAAUGAGAAAGCAGCUAUGGACUGUCAGAGGCAAUUGCUUCUCAGUCUCAAGGAAGAGGUCAAUGAGAUGUCAGAAAAGCUUGCAUCUGAGAGGGCUUUGUAUGUGGUUGAGCAGUGUGAUUUGCGAGAUAUGCUUAGUGAUUUAGAAUCCAAGCAGGAAGGAAUGCUCGAUACAAUUGAAAUGAUUUAUUGGACCUUAUAGAGGAGAACGAUAUCAUUUACCACAAUUUCGAAUGGGUCGUCGACCAACAGACAGUAAAGAGGUAUUCAACUAAGCACAUUCUUCUCUUUGAAGUGUCAUUGAAACGCACUUUUAGUGUUUGGAAGAAAAAAUGAAAAAUUUUGAGAGACAUGCCUAAUUAUUCAUUUACGGAGCAAGUAAAAAUAGUUAUUGCAACAAUUGCGCUUCAUAACUAUAUUAGGAUGCAUGAUAAGCGU